CGGCCACCGGGCACAUGUAAGUCGGAUCCCAAAAUAUCUCGGAACGGUAGUUCGAAUUAUAAGCACAUUUGAGAGGGUUACGAUACGAGCGACAAGGAAAAAGUGGGUCGCGUUCCAUCAACGCAAACGAAGAAAUCCGUCGCUUCGUUUUAUCCUCUGCAUCUUAUAGGGAAAUUCUUCAACUGUACUUCUACUAACUGCUAGCUCCAUCCUCGAAACAAUGGAUGAUCCUGAACUUGAAGCAAUCAGGCAGAGAAGAAUGCAGGAACUCAUGGCCCAGCGUGGCAUGGGAAGCCAAAAUAAUCCUGAACAACAGAAGGCCCAGGAAGAAGCUAGGAGUGAAGCAGAGGAACGCAGACAAAUGAUGCUCAGUCAGAUUCUAUCAAUGCAAGCGAGAGAAAGACUUGCUCGGAUUGCAUUGGUUAAACCUGAGAAGGCGAGAGGUGUUGAAGAUGUUAUACUAAGAGCUGCACAGAUGGGCCAAAUUGUAGAAAAGGUAUCUGAAGAGAGGCUUAUAACUUUGCUUGAACAGAUCAACAACCAGACCACAAAACAAACGAAAGUCACUAUACAAAGGCGUCGAAGUGUUCUUGAGGAUGACGAUUAGCAAGUGAGAAGGAUUGCACACCUUAUAUGAUGUAUGCAUAUACCAGCAGUCUUGGCUGUAUGUUUAUUGCUUGUGCGACACAAUAUCUACCUUUUUAUGUAUUUACUCUGCUGCAUUACUUUAUCAUGAUCCCCCAUAUUCUCACCUCAGAAUGCGAGAGCUCCUCAGAGUUGGCUGUUAUUACGCCAUUGUUGCAGUCAAAUUCGCCAAACUAUUAUCCUGUAUGACAGUGUCAGGUUAUUGUUUUGCUUUCUAAUUUGUGAUUGUUAAAGAGGAAUUUAAUUUCCUUCAGUUCUGAGUGUAUUUUAAUCAAGAGAUUGAUCUGUCACUGUCUGAUGCAAUCCACACAAAUCUGGAACCAUUGAAUACAGCUCUUGAUGAAGGGUUGCUUUGGAUUGCUGUUUACAAGUUAAGUGAUGAAACAUGAAAGUGCAUUUAGUACCAUCUUCUGUUUCAAUAUAAUUGUGGAAGUUAGCAA
Benincasa hispida (wax gourd) is the source of this 1085-nucleotide messenger RNA. The record is from RefSeq and is a predicted model, not a curated record. NCBI's taxonomy places the organism in Eukaryota, Viridiplantae, Streptophyta, Magnoliopsida, Cucurbitales, Cucurbitaceae.